Messenger RNA from Formica exsecta, 4520 nucleotides. RefSeq lists its product as uncharacterized. Lineage: Eukaryota; Metazoa; Arthropoda; Insecta; Hymenoptera; Formicidae. Gene Ontology annotation, cellular component: membrane. The transcript has a single exon. The record is from RefSeq and is a predicted model, not a curated record. Gene Ontology annotation, molecular function: growth factor activity. Bases 1677 to 2174 code for a protein of 165 amino acids.
AAAAAUGGAUAAAAAUGGAAAAGGAAGAGAUUCCUUACUUUAUCUUGAAAUAAAUUCGAAGAUCAGGGACUUCGUUACAGGUACAAAAUAAUUUAAACUUAAUUUUAAUUAUUUUGUAAAAAUACUUAUGUUAAUUAUGUAAAACUGAUCUGAAAUAAGAUGCCUAUAAGACAAUGCCUUAACAUAAACCAUGUUAUAAAUUAGGGCGUAAAACGCUUUGAAGAUGUCAUAACGCAGUCUUUUUGAUGUCUUCGGAAUUUAAAGACGUUUCAAUUUUAUCUUAACAUUUCAACCAUGCAUCCUUACGUAUUCUAAUAAACGAAAGCCAUGUUGCUGAUGAUUAUUUAAUUGCACGUUGAUAGUCAUCGUAGUCGUCAAUAUAGUCGCAAAAAAAAUCUUUGAAAUGCAAAUGCGUCACGUUUCAAUAUGCAAACCAGUUUAAUUGAUACUAGGAAGAUAAACGUGAUCGAUUUCAUUGCGUUUGGUUAUUCACCCGCCAAGACAUACGGAAUAGUAUCAUCGAGUUCCGAUUUUCUAAGAAAUUUAUCUUCGUAUAACGAGUCAACUUGAAAUUAAUCUAGAUAAAUCUAAGAUGCAUAACGAUUUCAAGUCUUAAGUCUAUAAAUGCUGGAAAAGGGAGAGAAUACGAAAAGAACUUCAUAUCUAAAUUUUUCAAGUUUCACCAAUGUACCAAUUAAAAUUUGCAUCUUUCUUAUAGAAUUAUGUUAUUCGCAAGGAAAGAAUCUAUGAAUUAAAAAAUUGUAAUGGUAUCGCGUUUAUUUUUCCGACAGUAUCUACAUCCUAACGUUUGCAAUGAGAUUAAGCAUAGCAAAACGAGCCAUGCCAUUUACUUUUUACACGAGAUGAAAAAAGUAUAUUUUAUUAAUUUUAUUAUUAUUAUUAUUUGUCUUCAUUAUAUCACAUCAUUCAUUAAUAUUAUAUAUUGAUACUUGACAAUCCGAUUAUCAGUUACGAGAAUUAUUAUUCUAAGUGCAAGGGGUUAAACAGCAACGAUGCGGUCGUGCAUUAAGCGCGAACAACGGUUGCACAAUAAAGCGGAAUCAUCGCGGAAGGCAGACACGAUCCGGACUUUACGCGUGCUCUCGUGUGAGGCAUGCGUGUGCAAGCUCUUCCAUAUAUAAAUACACGUAUGCCAGUGGGAAAAUCUCAGUCGACCGAUACUUGGUGCCUGUAGCUUCUCGUCCAUUCGAGCUACUUCCGUCCAAAAAUUAAAAAUUUAUCGGGACCGCCACGUGAGUUUAUCGUCCAUUAAUUUUCCAAAAAAAAAGAAUAUUUCAUUAAGAAAUACAUCAAGUUGACUGUGUCGAUACACAUUUUCUUGUCUGAGAAAGUUGGACACGAGGUUCGUGAAGUGGAGGAAGAGACAAGAGAAAAAAUUUUUCAUCUUUGAAAAAGCAACAAGAGAAGAAAAACUUCUCAUUUGUCCUGCAUAUCCUUAGUUUUUCAUCCAAUAAGCCGCAGCAUGAGGCAGUUUUCAAGCCAGAUAUUCAAUGGAACCAGAUUUUUAUAAGUUCAACACGAUUGAUUUCUCGUAGCCAGGCAUCAUUGAUCUCUCUAAUCAGUGAUCGAGUGCGAUUGAACUUUUGGGCGGAAAGUACAGACUUUAUGUCCGCGCAAUUUCCUUUUUGAAUUAAAAAGAUUCAGGUGAAACAAUUAUGAAAAGCAGAUCGAUGAAGAGAUCGCUUCUAAGACUCUUAAUUUUGAUCCUGACGACGGUGGAUCAAAUGAUGGUUGUUUUGGCGACUCAUCACGGUGGUCAUCAUAAUCGGGUGUCGAAGAGGAUCCACCUGUCGCGCGCGAUGGAGGCCACUAAGAAGUUCCUUUGCAGAGAACCCCAGUCAAGAGCCUAUAAUCUGAGAGAUCUGGUGCAGAGUAUGCAUCCAAGCGAGAGCGCAAAUCAGCCGGUGUACAUCGUGUUAAAGAGAUGCGACAGUCACUCUGGUUGCUGCGUCAGCCCUGAUCUCAGUUGCACGCCGGUGCAGACGUCGAUCUAUUACGAGGAGAUGGAAGUCGAGGUUUGGAGCCUGCUGACAAAUAGUACAAGGAGGGCGUGGAUUAGAGUCGAGCAACACGGCAGGUGUAGUUGUGAGAUCAGUAAUGCCACUGAAAGACUCAGGACAGACAUUCAACUACCUGGUAUACAGAUCCUUUGAGAAGUUCGUCGAAUCCAUUCAUUCAGUAUUAUGGAGCAGAAUGGAAGACUGUAAUUGAAUUGCCCAGGAAUUGACCGAAUAUCUUGCAUUUUUCUGUUAGACAUAGUUAUGGUACAAAAAGAAUACAUGUUCAGUGUUAAUUGAAAUUAGUUAAUCAAGACAAAGAGACUGGAGUUAAGGUUUUUAAAGGUUGAUUAGGAUUGAAUCUUUUUAGUUAGUUAGGAAGAAUGGAUUUAGAAAUGCAUCAAUAGUAGUAGUGAUCUGCUCAUAAAAAGUAUUUGAACCUAAUCAGUGCUAUAGUGUGAAAAAAUUGAUAUAAAGUGCUAAACAAAUAUUAAAUAAAUAAAUAUAAUUAUAUAAAAAUAAAUAUAAUUAUGAUCAUAACUGAGACUGAGACAGAUUAGAUUAAAAUAAGCUUCUUAAAGCUUUUUCUAUUAAUACUCAUCUGAAUUUAAUGUCCAUUAUGUAUGGCUAUGACUACGAUGAUAAAGGACAAACAACGAUAAAAAGUGAAAUUAGUUGACAGAUAUUAUAUAGCAGAUUUAUAAUAUCAGAGAUUAUACAAAUUUAAACUACAUCUGUAAGGAUCGCUAGAGGAAGAUAUGGCCGGCGAAGAUGUGUGAAGGUCUUUUCCUAGGAUAUUUAAUAAAUAAAUCAUGAGAGCGAUUGUGAUUUAGAACAAAUAUGUUAUAAGUAUUUAAGAAUACUUUGAAAGGGUUGAAUAUCAACUUAGAAAUAUAAAAAUUUGGAUGAUUGAUAAGAGCAUCUGAUAAGAGGUAAAAGCGAGAGUCUUUCAGUUGAUAAAUAUAUGCAAAAUAAGGCACCAGUCUACUUUUCUCGCAAGUUCUGCACUCUAUUUCGACGUGAUAUUUAUAUGAAACUAAUAACACUGCAGAAACUGACAGCUACGUUUAACGCUAAAUAUAACUUCACGAUGUAUUGGUAAAAUUGCGAUGCUGUUCGCGCGUUAGACACAGUGUAUAUACUUAGUUAAACAAAGUCCAGACGCGGCGAAAAUAACAUACUGCGUUUAUAUGUAAAUAGCACUGUAUCUUUCAGAUACAGGAAUAAGACUUUUUUAGUUAUAAGCGAUUUUUUAUGAUGUAAUCAAUUCGGCGACUAUCGUGGCCAAAAUUAGAAGAAAUUUAUAUACGAUUAAUCCAAAAAACAGUAUUUUAAUAUUAGUUUAAAUUUAACGUAAUUUUGGUAAGCGUUCACUUUUUUGUAAGAUAAUUAAUUUAUUGAACAAAUUAUUUUUCAAUUGUAGAAUAAAUAAUUGAUAAGCGAGACGAGAUGUGAUAUAAAUCAGCACAUCGAAAGGAUUGAACAGUAUUCCUGUAGUGUAUCUAAUUAGCAAUUAUUAAUAUAUAUUACUCAAUUAUUUAAUUUUUAUACUAAUUUAUAUAUAUAUAUCGAUUAAUUUAUGCGAAUCGAUGCGAUAAAAAUGUUCAUAAAAAUAAAUCGCAAUUUUGACUAUUUUUAUAUCAAUUCAUGCAAUUUAUUUCUCCAUAUCUUAUUUAUUUUUAAUUUUCGUCUUCGAUGAAAAGAUUCUAAUAAGUUUUCCUAACAUUCUUUUUUUAACAAUUCUUAAAAAAAAGGAGUUUAAUUAAAAAUAAAAUUUCUCGAACAGUUAAUGUUAAUAUUUAUGUUUAUAAUUUUAUUAGCUAUAUAUAUAAAUCGUUUAUCUGCCUAACUAUCUGCAGAACGGAAAUAGUAUAACAAUGUGAAUUCUCGAUUUAGCACAUAGACAUGCGAAUAGAACUGGGUUGAUGCCCAAUCAGGAGCCGCUAUGUCAACGCCGACUCUCGCGGACACCUGUUCCGCAAAGUUAGCUUUGUUAAAAAGAAAAAAAAAUCGCUAACUCAUAUACACAAUCGAGUGUUAGCCCGAAUUGAGCAUCUGUAUAAAAGAAAUGUUUCGAUAUUAUAUUAUCCGCUGGAAAAAUUGAUCUAUAUUUUAUAUAUGUGUCUGUUUAAAUUUUACAUAUGUUUGUUUAAAUGAAAUGGAAGUGGAUAUUUUGGAUUUUCAGUUUUUUUUUUUUCAAAGAAUUCACUCGGAGAAGUACAAAAUUUAAUUCUCUAUUUUCUUAAAUCUAGAAAAAAUUUAUUAUAAUUUGUUGUAGGAUUUCAAAGUAACAAAACUGUAAUCAAAAUCCUUAAUCUUUGUGAAAAAAUUCUUUCGGUUUAUCCUCAAAUAAACAAUCUACUAAAAAAAAAAUAUGGAUAAAAAUAUAGUAUAAACAUUCCUACACAUAAUUGGUCUGCACAUUGUUUUAAAAAAACCAGAAAAUCAAAGUAUUUAUUAUACAAGAAUGAAUUAAUCGAUUUACUUACUGAGUUACUUUUA